CCUCAACUAAAUCAAAACAAAUCAAACACAUGCUAAGAUUGUUUUUAUUUAAACUUAUAAAAACUAUCUAAAAUCUAUUUGAUGAUGGCUGUAAAUGUUUCAUAUGUAUCUGCAGCUUGCAAUUAUGUUCCUGGGGCAGCAGAUUGGGGCAAUAAUAAGUUAAUUUGUUAUGCUGCAUGCAACUCUGUUCUGAUUUACGAUCCAAAUCAAGGAGGUGGUAAAGUAACAUAUACUCUAAACAAACAUACAAGUAGAGUAAAUGGUGUCAAGUGGAUUUGGGGAUCUGAAUAUGAAAAUGAGCUGGUUUCUGUUUCUUCUGAUAAAACAGCUGUUGUAUGGACUAAAAAUGAUAAAGAAUACCAACAUGUUGUUCUUAAAGGUCAUGAGGAUGUUGUCACAGUAGUUGAUGCACUGUAUAAGGAUAUUUUGGAAGGACAUAUUGUAAUAGCAACUGGUUCUUCUGAUUCGAGGAUAAACAUCUGGGAAAGAAAGACUUUCAAUGGAGAAAUUUCACUUAAGCAAACUUUAAAUUUGGGCUACAACAUUGCAGUAUCUCUACGAAUAUGUUUAAUCCCUGAAUCUUCUGAUUUAUUAAUUGCUUGUGGUACUAAUCAAUCAAAUAUUCAGUUAUUUAUCAAGAAAACUAAUGAAAUAGAAGCUGGACCUGUCCUUCAAGGGCAUGAAGACUGGGUCAGAGGUUUAGACUUCACUCUAGAUGGAAAAAACAUCCUCUUGGCAUCAUCUUCACAAGAUCACUUCAUACGAGUAUGGAAAUUCAUCGAUAAGCAUGAAUCAACUGUAAUAACUCAACUUGAACUUCAAACAAAUAAAGUCUGUUACAAUAUCAUAAUUGAUUCAGUCUUAGCUGGACAUGAUGGUUGGGUAUAUUCAGUAAAUUGGUGUCAAGGAAAGUUACUAUCUGCUUCACUUGAUAAAAGCAUGAUUGUCUGGGAAUUUAAUGAUGACGCAUCAAUGUGGUUGGAAUCUGAUCGGGUGGGUGCCAUUGGUGGGAACACACUGGGUUUCUACGGUGGGAUGUUCAGUCGCGAUGGGCAAUUUAUGUUAGCACAUGGUUACCACGGCGCGUUUCACAUUUGGAAGUUUGAUGAAGAUUUAUACACGUGGGAACCACAAGUUACAAUCGGGGGACAUUUUAAAGAAGUCACUGACAUAUGUUGGGACCCAUUGGGAUUGUAUCUAAUGUCUGUCUCUGGUGACCAAACCACUAGAAUUCAUGCACCUUGGAAAAAAUCAUCUGAAGAUGUCUCAACUUGGCAUGAAGUAGCAAGACCUCAAGUACAUGGCUUUGAUAUAAGUUGUUUGGCUAUAAUAGAUCAUUAUCGGUUUGUUUCCGGCGCCGAGGAGAAAAUAAUCCGAAGUUUCCAAGCGCCGCAAACAUUCGUUGAUAAUUUCAAACAGAUUUGUAAAAUAAACGAUGAUGACACAGAUUACAACGCACCCAAAGGUGCUUCUGUGCCUUCAUUAGGCCUAUCAAACAAAGCAAUCUAUCAGAAUGAUAAUACCGAACAAGCUACGGUCAAAAAUAAAAAGGAUAUGUAUCCCGAAGAGUCGCAUUUUACUGCUGUGUCGCUAACUGAACCGCCAACAGAAGAGAAUCUGCUUCAGAAUACGCUUUGGCCCGAGGUUCAGAAACUCUACGGUCACGGAUACGAAUUAUACGCGCUGGCGGCGUCCCCCGAUGGGAAAUAUAUCGCGUCCAGUUGCAAAUCUACGACCCUCGAGCACUCCGCCAUCAUCGUAUGGAAUACCACAAACUGGCAGAUUGUCCAAAAACUACUCUCACACACACUUACCAUUGCGCAGCUUGCUUUUUCUCCGGACUCACGGCAUAUUCUUUCCGUCUCACGCGAUAGGCGUUGGUCACUGUUCACAAAGGACGAGUCUGAUUUGUUUACACUGACGGCGACCACCGGGAAGGAUAAGAAGCUGGCUGUGCACACCCGCAUCGUGUGGUGUUGCGCUUGGACGCACGAUUCGCUUUACUUCGCGACGGGAUCACGCGAUGGCAAAGUCGCCGUGUGGACGCGCGGAGAUGAGACGAUCGCGGCGAGCCAGGGCAAUCCUCUGGGGUCGUGUCGGCCGGCGUCGGUGGUUUUGGAAAUGAACAAGGAGUCGAUAACGGCACUGGCGUUUGCACACGGGCUGCUCGCGGGUGAUUAUUUGAUGGCUGUCGGGUUGGAUUCCGGCGUGAUAUGUUUACACAAGUGGAAUGUCGAAGGAUUCACACAGAUUGCGAAUAUUGAUCAUGGAAUUGGACAUUGCUUGACGGUGAAACGUUUGACUUUCAGACCAAGGACAAAACAUUCCACUGAGGAUACUGUUCAACUAGCUAGUUGUAGUUCUGAUCAUUCUGUUCGUAUCUUUGAUAUAAAUUUGUAAUUUGUAAAUAAAAGCACGCUGGGAAUGAA
Molecule: messenger RNA, 2429 nt
Organism: Dalotia coriaria
Lineage: Eukaryota; Metazoa; Arthropoda; Insecta; Coleoptera; Staphylinidae
Gene: Elp2
Product: elongator complex protein 2
Exons: 4
Coding region: 82-2400 (772 amino acids)
Biological process (GO): tRNA wobble uridine modification
Cellular component (GO): elongator holoenzyme complex
Molecular function (GO): protein binding
Source: RefSeq, a predicted model, not a curated record